Messenger RNA from Fusarium vanettenii 77-13-4, 1374 nucleotides. RefSeq lists its product as uncharacterized. NCBI's taxonomy places the organism in Eukaryota, Fungi, Ascomycota, Sordariomycetes, Hypocreales, Nectriaceae. Gene Ontology annotation, molecular function: transmembrane transporter activity. Bases 1 to 1374 code for a protein of 457 amino acids. The transcript has 6 exons. The record is from RefSeq and is a predicted model, not a curated record. Gene Ontology annotation, biological process: transmembrane transport. Gene Ontology annotation, cellular component: membrane.
AUGAAUACAAAGACAGCCAUCGCAUCCGAAGAUGAGUUGCGCCACGGUGGUUCCUCUGCCGAGAGUAUGGACUCGUCCGAGUAUGACCGCUUUUGUCUUUUGCGCGAGUCUUUCACCGAGGAAAAGCAGGCCGCGCUUAUCCGAAAGAUCGAUUUCCGCAUCCUGCCUCCCCUGGUGCUUGUAUACCUUCUCGCCUACAUCGACCGCUCCAAUGCUGGCAACGCCAAACUGUUUGGUGCCCUAGAAGACCUCGGUCUGAGUGGACAGCAGUGGAAUGUGUCUCUAGCCGUCUUCUUCAUCACAUACGCGGCUGGUGGCGUCCCCUCCAACAUCACGCUCAAGCGCGUCGGCCCGCGAUUCUGGCUUCCCUCACUGCUCAUCGGAUGCGGAUCGACCAUUAUCUGCUCUGGCGUGCAAAGCACGUAUGCUGGGUGGAUUUCCUUCAGAUUGAUCCUGGGCAUUAUCGAAGCCGGUUACCGGGGCUGGCGCUUGAUCUACGUCCUGGAGGGACUCUUCAGUGUCGUUGUCGGCGUUGCCUGCUUUUGGCUGAUCAAUCCUGUGCCGGCCAAGGUUACAGGCUGGUUGACUGACAAGGAACGCGAGUAUCUCGUGCUCCGAAACCGAUUCGCCGUUGGUGGGGAGAGCGGCAUCAAGGAGCGAGAGGAUUUCAACAUGGCCGACGUCAAGAAGGCGUUCCGCUCCAUCCACACGUACUCUGUGGCCUUGACCGAGUUUACUGUGGCUGUUGUUGUCUACAGAAUAAGCUUCGUCCUGCCCAGCAUCGUCCAGAGCUUGGGAUACUCGAGCGUCAAGGCCCAGGCAAUGACUGCUCCGCCAUACAUUUUUGCCUGCGUCGUCACCAUCAUCUCUGACCUCGCGGCUGAUCGCUACCGCCAGCGGGCACUGUCAAUCAUACUGCCAAACACAAUGGCUGUCGUUGGAUUCGUCAUCAUCACCAUCACAAUCCGCUACCAUCAGAUCCCCGGAGUGACAUACUUUGGCCUCUUUCUCAUGGCCGGUGGUCUGUAUCCCAUCUCACCGGCCGUCAUGGCCUGGGUGGCUCUGAACAUGGCCGGUUCCAUGAAGCGUGCAGCCGGGCUUGGACUGAUGAUGUCCUUGGCCCAGCUUGGAGGUAUUGUGGGAUCCAACAUCUUCAUGCCCGAUGAAGCACCCGUCUACUCUACUGGAUUCGGAAUCUGCAUUGCCAUGUUGACAGCGUUUGGCGUCAUCUGGCCCGGCAUCUACUAUCUAAUCCUGAAGAGGAUCAAUUCGCGACGGGCUGCCAUUCCGGUCGAGGAGGUCAUGACCAAGUAUACGCCGGAGCAGUUGACUGAUAUGGGAGAUGAGAGUCCUCUCUUCCGCUACGCUCUUUAG